Messenger RNA from Neospora caninum, 1653 nucleotides. Its product is annotated as putative splicing factor. NCBI's taxonomy places the organism in Eukaryota, Apicomplexa, Conoidasida, Eucoccidiorida, Sarcocystidae. Gene Ontology annotation, molecular function: RNA binding. The transcript is spliced from 7 exons. Gene Ontology annotation, biological process: positive regulation of mRNA splicing, via spliceosome. Gene Ontology annotation, cellular component: U12-type spliceosomal complex; nucleolus. The record is from RefSeq and is a predicted model, not a curated record. Bases 1 to 1653 code for a protein of 550 amino acids.
AUGCUGGCUGUAGGAGGGGGCGGGCACCGCUCCUUUGCCGGCGGAGGAGCAGACAUCACUCAGGUCUACGAGAGAAACCAAGAUGCGACGUUGUACAUUGGCAACCUCGACUCCCAAGUCGACGACGACCUCCUUUGGGAACUUUUCGUCCAGUGCGGCCCCGUUCGUACGGUGUCGGUUCCCCGAGAUAAGCUGACGGGAAAUCACCAAGGUUACGGUUUCGUAGAAUUCACAAACGAGGUCGAUGCCGAUUACGCGCUGAAACUGAUGAACAUGGUUAAGCUGUAUGGCAAGUCCCUCCGCCUUAACAAGUCUGCCCAAGACCGGAGAAACUUCGAUGUUGGCGCGAACAUCUUCCUGGGAAACCUUGACCCGGACGUGGACGAGAAGACGAUCUACGACACUUUCUCCACUUUCGGCAACAUCCUUACCGCGAAGAUUAUGAGAGACCCGGAGACCGGCAUCUCCCGAGGCUUCGGUUUUGUCUCCUUCGACACCUUCGAGGCGUCCGACGCAGCAUUGGCAGCCAUGAACGGCCAGUUCAUCUGCAACCGUCCUAUCCAUGUCUCUUACGCGUACAAAAAAGAUACACGCGGCGAACGCCACGGCUCGGCAGCUGAGCGCCUGCUGGCGGCGAAUCGGCCGCAAAUCAUCAACCCCAAUGCCCCUGCGACAGGCGGGGUGAAGCCUCCGAUGAGUCUUGCGAUGCAGGCCGGUGCCCAGGGUCAACCAGGUGGCCCCAUGGCUGGAGGAGGCGGUCUCCCGACGAUUCCACCGCCGCCUAUGCUCGGAGGCAUGCCGCCUCGAGGGCUCCCCGGCGGCUCUCAAGGCUUCCCGCAGCCCUUCGGCCCUCACGGCGGAUCGGGCCCCGGCGGCGUUCCGGGCGCUGGAGGGGCUCCUGGAGGGACACCAGGAGGCAUGCCGGGAGGUUCUGGGGGCCGAAUGGGCGACUUGCCUCCUCUUCCUCUCCCUCCGAACAUGGCUGGGGGGAUGCCGAAUCUGCCUAUGGGCCUUCCUCCGCCGCCGCUGCUCUUCAUGCCAAGGCCCGGUAUGCCGCCGUUCCCGCCUUUGCCAAACAUGCCGCCGGUGGGCCCGGGUUCGGGAAUGGGUCCGCCGGGGUCGUCCCCGCAAGGCCCGCCAGGUCCGGGGGGGCCUUCUCCUGGCGGCCAAGGCAUGCCUCCGCGCAACGCAGGCAUGCCGUCUGUCACGCCCUUGCGCCCGCCUCUUGGGGGCGCUAUGGGUCCGCCGGGGCCUGAGUCUCCUUCAGGGCCGGGCUCCUUUUCGGGGGCUCCAGGCGGAGCAGGCGGCCCGGGAGCACAGCGGCCUUCGCCCGGCGGCGGGCUGCCGCCGCCGGGUGUCUCGCCAGUGCGUCCCGACCUUCUCCCUCCGCCGCCGCCUCUCAUUCUCUCCGCUGGAGGCCCAGGGAGCGGGGCACAUGCAGGCCGCGGGCCUGGAGUCUUUAGUCCCUCCCCGAAUAUGCGGCCACCCAUGGGGCCUCACGGCGGCACGCUCUUGGGCUCGGCUCCCGCCUCCUCCCCGACCAUGGGACCGCCAAUGGCAGGCCUGAUGGGCCGAGGACCGCCGGCGCCCGGCGGGCCCCCGCUGAUCCCGCAAGGCGCACAGCAACCUCAUCGCCCCCCUAUGAUGGGAUAG